Messenger RNA from Scleropages formosus (Asian bonytongue), 1995 nucleotides. RefSeq names its product cilia and flagella associated protein 157 (gene cfap157). Gene Ontology annotation, molecular function: microtubule binding. Gene Ontology annotation, biological process: sperm axoneme assembly. Gene Ontology annotation, cellular component: ciliary basal body; cilium. Lineage: Eukaryota; Metazoa; Chordata; Actinopteri; Osteoglossiformes; Osteoglossidae. The transcript has 8 exons. The record is from RefSeq and is a predicted model, not a curated record. The coding region runs from base 73 to 1434 and encodes 453 amino acids.
CAACGCUCCUCGUGCCUGCACAGAAUCACAUUUUUCAAUGCAUGCAAAUUAACAGUGAUUAUUGUUCUUAUUAUGCCUCCGAAGAAGACCGUAAAGAAGAAGUUGGUUGAAAAAGUGGACAGAGAUGAGCCAAAUGGUCGAGGAAGAGGCGUCGACGGACAGCUCAGCCAACUGGGGAGGGAGCAGUACGGAGCGCAGGUUCGGGACCUGGAGCUGCGGCUGCAGAGGUACCAGCAGAAGUGUGAUGAGCUGGAGGCGAAGCAAAGAAAUUUCUCCUUCCAGUACAGCACUUUGGAGAAGGAGAAGAGUGACAUUGUGCUUUACCUGAAACGCUUGCUGGCUCAGAAGGAGGAUGAGCUGACAGAGCUCUCCGAGCAGCUGCUAGAGCUCCAGCAGGCCAAGGAGGCUGAAAAGGAAUCCUUUGAGGCACAACUGGUUCAGCUCCGCCACGAGUUCCAAGAGAGCAAGGACCAGCUCAUCUCAGAGAACAUGGUGCUGGCUGGGAAGAUGGCUGCUCUGGAGGAGUUUCGACUGCAGAAAGAGGAGUUGAUGGAAAAUCUGAAAACCUUGGAAGAACAGCUGAAGCUGCAGAGGCAGGAUUAUGAAACAGUUAUUUACAACCUGGAGAAGAAGGCGGUGCUGGACAAUGACAGGCUCAAGAAGGAGAUGCACCAGCACAUAGCAGCUGUGGCGGCAGAGUUCCGACAUGUCUCUGAGAAGAGCAUGCCGGAGACGAUGAUGAGGGCAAUGCAUGAGAAUGUGUCUGUCAUGGCACAGCUGCGCAAGCUCUCAGAUAAGAGCAAAGAGCUGUUGGAGGAGAACCAGAGCCUAAAGGAAAAGGAGAAGCAGCUCCGACGGGAGCUGGAAGUGCUGGAACCUUUGCUGAAAGAAAUGACCAGAAAAAGCCUCAGCAACCAGAAGGUUAUCCAUCAGCUGACACAGAGGUGUAAACAGCAGCAGGCAGAGCUAGAGGAGCAUGAAAGGAGUGACAAACAGCAACUUCAGCUGCAGAAGGACCAUGCUGUACUAUGCCAGGAUCUUGUCAGCCUCAGACAGAAGCUGUCUGUGCUGUAUGAGGAGUCUGAGCAGAACCGUGCCAUAGCAGACAAACUGAGGAAGGAACUGAAGCAGGAGCAGGCCCUCAGGGUCCAGAUGAAGAAGGGUCUAGAGGAGGCUGCCGCAGCCCUGAAACAUGCUCAUCAGGACCUGCCCAAGGAGAAGGACUUGGUUCCAACCAUUGCUCACCGCAGCCACAUGAUGCAGAGGCUCCUUGUUUUGCUUGAUAGCCUCACCCUGCUGGGCAACAAACCUGCCCAAGAACAGCUGCAGAAAAAGGAUGUGCUCAGAGAGAUGCAACUAACAAAGAAGAAUCAAAAGGACACUUUGGCUUCACCUCUCAGACAUCAGCCAUCAGUAAAUGUCACACAUACAUGAAGAGCAGCUAGCAAAGUGUUUAAGGACACAGACCUGUUGCCAUUUUUACUGUAUGUGUGCCAAAUGUGGUAAGUAGCUUUGGACAGAAGUAUUAGUUUGGAGGAAAAAAUAUAUAUGUAUAGGGACUGUCUGACCAGUGGGGGUGGGGAAUCACAAAUCCACCAAGAUUUUUCUCUUGUCAUUUUAAUUGUACUAUAUUUUGUUGCAAUAGUAUAGAAUACUGCAGAGUCAAAAAAGGGUUUUUUCCUGUAAUGAAACCCUAAAUAUUUUAAGUUUUGUUUUAGUUGUGCACCCAAAUGUCAUGUUAAGCAUUUGUAGAUCAUACAUACUAACUGGGCUUUGGAACCAAUAAAAAUCAGAAUGUACAAUAGUCAAACCUACUGUAAUUAUAUUAACGUGGGCUUGAGGGCUGUUUCCUCUAAAGGUAAGUUUGGUCAUUUUAAUAAGCAAAAGUGAAAUACAUUUAUGGUGACACCCUUUGUGCAUUAAUUAAAAAUUAGAAUUAUUUUGCUGUGAACAAAGGAUUUUUGUCCUUGUCUUCAAGAAGCAUUAUCAGUUUUU